This is a messenger RNA of Trichoplusia ni (cabbage looper), 4269 nucleotides long. RefSeq names its product abhydrolase domain-containing protein 2 (gene Hydr2). NCBI's taxonomy places the organism in Eukaryota, Metazoa, Arthropoda, Insecta, Lepidoptera, Noctuidae. Bases 153 to 1448 code for a protein of 431 amino acids. Gene Ontology annotation, cellular component: sperm plasma membrane; sperm flagellum. The record is from RefSeq and is a predicted model, not a curated record. Gene Ontology annotation, molecular function: acetylesterase activity; monoacylglycerol lipase activity. The transcript is spliced from 7 exons. Gene Ontology annotation, biological process: acylglycerol catabolic process; medium-chain fatty acid biosynthetic process; sperm capacitation.
GAUGUUGAUAGUGAUUUUUUUUAGUCUGGUGUGUCGUGCGGCGGGUGGAUGUUUGUUAUUUCCUCUUCUUAUGAGGAAUACUGUUUUUCUCGUUAUUAUGUAAAAAUUCCUUUUUAUCGUUGGACGGUGUGAUCUAACUUAAUUUCUUUAAAAUGUCGACAGUUCUUUUAGCUGUUAUUGCGGUCAUCCUGUGCGUACUUUUCAGAAUAUUAAAUGUUAACAGCCAGCCACAAAAACCCGUGAUCUAUGGCAAAGAUCGAGGGUUUAUUGAAAACAUGUUAUUCAUAUCUCCAUUCUUGUAUGAACCAUACAUACCGACUCGAUUAUGGGGCUUCAGCGGGCACGUCCAAACGAUACUACAUAGUUUGAUUGGACGGGUCCGUUGCCCCUGGCCCAUUGGAGGCCGGGUAUCCCUGGUGCUGCCCGACAAGUCCACCCUCACCUACGACCUUUAUGAACCAGUUGGAAACGAACAUGAAGAUGACGUGACGGUGGCAAUCUGUCCGGGCAUCGGUAAUACGUCGGAGAGCGUCUACAUCCGGACAUACGUGCACUACUCUCAAUGCCACGGAUACCGGUGCGCUGUUCUCAACCAUAUAGGAGCCCUCAACAGCGUUCCAGUCACUGGCAAUCGGAUCUUUUCGUAUGGACACACCGAUGACUACAAUUACAUGGUGGAGAAUCUAGUGGAGCGAUAUCCCCACACGAAACUGAUUCUAGUCGGAUUUAGUCUUGGCGGGAACUUGAUUUCCAAAUACUUGGGAGAGGAUAGGAAGAGGCCAGCUAAUAUUAUUGGCGGAAUAUCAAUAUGCCAGGGAUACAACGCUAUAGAUACUAUGGUGUACCUACUGCAAUGGCAGAAUUUCCGUCGCUUCUACCUGUACAUAAUGACGGACAACUACCGUAACAUCAUAACUCGACAUAAGAGGAUGUUGCUGUGCCAGGAGAUGAAGAACAGAUAUACUUUGGAUGAGAAGAUGAUUGUGUCGGCGGGUACACUGCCUGAUCUCGACGAGGCCUACUCUAGGAGGGUAUAUGGCUUCGAAUCCGUGGCGGACCUCUACAAGUGGAGUUCGUCGGCAUUCUACCUCAAGAACAUUAAAACCCCGAUGAUAUUCAUCAACGCAAGAGACGACCCUAUUGUUCCGGAGCCUCUGUUGCCUAUAGUCAGGGAAUUUGUCAGCUCGCAUGAUAAGGCGAUGUAUCUUGAACUGGCCCACGGCGGGCACUUGGGUUUCUACGAAGGUGGCUUGAUCUACGCUAACCCUGUGAACUGGCUGGAUCGCGCGCUCGUCGGACUCGCCGGUGGCCUGCUCAUGGCGCACAACAAAUGCUCACACAAAGAGGUCGCCAACUCCAAUGACAGCAUUGGCUCUGAUGAAGAGCCAGACCUCAUCAAAUCAGCGACCAUCGUGUACCGAGAUCCCUUAGAAAAACCCGUAUACUAAUACUGCAUUAACUCGUGGCUCGUAGAGCACUUUGGUAUACUUACAUGUCUAAUCAUUAUUAGGAAAACGAACAUAAAGUACUGCAGUCCAUUUUGUAGCAGUAUCUUUCUAUAAAGUACUUAAAUUGUUUUGUAAGUACAUCCAUUCGGAGGUAAUGAUUCUCCAUUGCGUUUUAUACGUCCCAAUGAAUAUAUUUUGCUUAUAUAUUUUAACGUAUAAGGCCACACCGUAUUUACCAAAGCCUAGUAGAUGGGAAUUGAGUGUUCCUGUUAUGCCCUAAGUAAGAUAUUAGGCAGGACCUAAGAGGCGAUUUCUUUACUGUGUAUUUAAGCAGCACAUAAGCUUUUUAUAAAUGUAUUUAUUUUGAACUCGUUAUUAAUGUUAUCUAGGCUCUUUGUCAAAAUGUGUGUGAAUUAUUUUAUGUUGUGACUAGUUAACAAGAUAGGCGUGGCUUAGUAUGGUAAGAUUUUGAAUAGGAGGAAUAACAUAAGUACUAUUACAUGACUAUUUUAAUAUCAGUAUUUUUGUAUCUACAUGAUGAAAUGACAGCGCACGGCUUUAUAAUGCGUUAAAGCGUAGCCUGCACAAACUGUUUGCAUUUAUAUACCUACUUUAAUGUCUACCGAUUGCUUGUGUGAACCUUGCCUGCCACGCCCUAAUUUGUGAAGCUUUGAACAUGCACGGGCCUAAGUAAUUUUGUAACAUUGUGAUAUAUUAUAACCGAUAUUUAUGUACUUUGCAUUUGAUUUGAGUGGCAAGUGAAAUUGUAUGGCCGUGCAGAAUUUAUGAAUAAAUGAUGCUGGGUGGAAGUCCCGGAGAUAGUCGAAAACGUUGUUUGAUAUAGAUAAAUAGCUAGUGAAAAUCAUUAGUGACGUUUUAUACCAAGUUACGAGUACAUGAUAUAUAUUUAUGACAUAAUAAUUUAAUAAUUAUUUGAGUUAAUUUUGUUGAUAUAUAUAAAUAGUACAAAUACUGAUUGCACAAUUUGUAGUUGGACGUGAUACAGAUAGAUUAGAUGAGAAUAAACAUUCACAUCCCCGCUUAGAGCAUUGGAUUCCUUUUAAUGUUCCUAUAAAGUAGAUAGGGAGUCAAUGUAUAUUAUAUUAAUUAUUGUACACACACAUAAUUUAUUGGAAAGUAUAUGAUUAAAAAUUAUGUAUGAUGUUAAGUUUAACACCUCAUAUGUCAAAAGAUGAUAUUUCAUCACGGGAGUUAGACAAACAUUAAAUUGACAUAAUAAUUAUGUAUUAUUGUAUUCUUAUACAUUAAGUUAAACUUCACGAAUAACAAUUGAUUUAGGUAUUUACGUUGAUAAUAUGUUGUGGUACUUUGUCCAUUUGUAUGGUUGUGUACUGCGUGCGGCUUUGAAAUUAAUUGUAUGCUAUUUUGAUGUUGUAAGUGCAGUCCUUUGAAUGGCGUACACACGAAUAGUGCAAUAACCUCUUCAUGGCCUCGACCGCUGAAAAUUAUUGAUUUUGUUUUGGAUCGAAAACUUAUUUGGGUUCGUCCGCACGAUCUUUUAUGUUAUCUAAUUGGUAUAUUUCUUUUAUUCCGUUGAAACUAUUGAUCUCACUGAAAUUGGUUGUAUGUAAAGAACAUGAUUUGCCUCAAAAUAUAGUAACUGUUUGUUAACCCGCCAUAGUGUAGAACUUGUGAUACGGGUGUACGAAUGUUCAGUUGUUUUUGACACUUAUUGAAUACCCUGUGAUAAUCAUACAAACCAUUUUAACACGGCAACUAGAUUAAAGUCACGAUGUGGCGGGUUUUAUUAGCUGAUUUAGGUGCAGCGCAGACGACUGACUUUUUGUGCGAUCGAGUCUGUGUCGCUCAAAAAGUAUGCUUGGCGCACAAUCUGCAUGGCGCGCAAAAAGUCCAUCGCGGAUUUUUCACAGACAGACUCAACGCACAUCUUCAAUCAUUCUGUCGGCAGAGCUGUAGGGACUUAGACCUCAAACCGAAAUACAGAUUAAAGUGUGUUAGCGCGCGUUGAAGCAAACGUUCAUUUUUUUUUCACACACUUUGUGCGGAGCAGAUCGGCGCGGCGCGGUCCGGUCGGCCCGAACUACACGAAUUUUAUGUGCGCCGGAUUUUUUGGCGCGUUGUGGGCGUUACUGCAUAAACUGCCUAGGAUCUAUUUUCACAGGCUCAAAAGUGCGUCACGUAUAGUCUGUCGUCUGCGCUGCGCCUUAUGCGAUUGAUGGAGUGCAAUAACUACAAUUUAUUUAGAAUUAACGCUUCAAACAAUUCCAUUUUACCCAGAUAGUUGGACUUGUAUGACCUGUAAGUACUCACUUUACUAGCAUUUAUUCUUGGCAGUUUCAAAUACUAUCAAUUAACAUGAAGUACUUGGACCUUAAGAAAACGAUAUAAAAAUGAUUUGGGUAUGAAAAUACUUAUAAAAUAUAUUUUUAUACGAAAUCGUUUUGGCUGCCCUGCAGUUCAUAUUAUGCAACUUGUCUUUAGAGGGCCGCGCCCUUAAAUUCAUACUCUUGUCAAUUUUAUUUAAAAUUGCGAAAAUAAACAUAACUUAUGAGAGCUUCGGUGCUAAUUUGCCCCCAAUGUAAAUUUUAGAGAAAUAAAUUAUAAAUUUCUAUUGUAGGUAUGUAUUUCUAUAGUAAAGCAACAUUGAUGGAAAUUUCAGUGACUCUUUUUUGUUUUGAGUUAAAAUUCUUCCAUAUAUUUUAUGUAGCUUGUAUGAAUUUCGAAAUGUUUUGUGUUACAUAUUGUCCAUCUGUAAGGUCAAUUUGAUUAAUCUGAAAUUUCAUCAUGAGAAAUUUCCUAUUUAAUAUUUAUAUGGAUAUGUAAUAAACGUUUAAAUGAA